UCGCUGUCUUUGCACUAUUGAGUCAACGUGUUGGCAACGUCGCGUUGUACUGAUGCUGUGCUCGCUGUGUGAGGACUCGAGCAUCUCCAGCAGCAGCAGCAGCAGCAGCAGCAGCAGCGUUCAGCAUCCCAGAACCUGGACCCUCCGGAAGGAACCCGCUAACAAAGCUCGGCCCGGUGCGGUGCACGGUGCAGCGCUAUGGGGGUGUCGCUGCCUCGCGCCAACAGGUCGCAGGAUAAUCGCCCCACUGCGCCCGUGUCACGCCGCUUAGCGUCGCCGUGGGACUGAUGCGCUGAGGGGCUUCCUGUCCAGACAGUCACCUGAGACGUGGAGCAGGUGCAGCAUGGCCGGGCGGGGGCUCUGCAGGAUGGAAAUAGAUGCCUGUUUUCGCUACUACUUCCAGCACCCGUGGUCCCGGCUCAUCGUGGCGUACCUGGUCACCUUCUUCAACUUCCUGAUCUUCGCCGAGGACCCCAUUUCCCACAGUCAGACCGAGGCCCAUGUGAUCGUGGUGGGCAACUGCUUCUCCUUCCUCUUCAACAAGUACCCGGGCCGCGGGUGGAACGUCCUGAAAGUGCUGUGCUGGACGGCGGCCAUCAUCACCGGCCUGUUUGCUGGGAAGUUCCUCUUCCACCGCCGGCUCUUUGGUCGACACCUGCGCCUGAAAAUGUUCCGCGAGGAUCAUGGCUCCUGGAUGACCAUGUUCUUCAGCACCAUCCUCUUCCUCUUCAUCUUCUCACACAUCUACAACCUCUUUCUGCUGAUGGCUGGGAGCAUGCAGCCUCACAUGGUGACGGAGUACAUGGGCAUCAGGAAUGAGAGUUUUAUGAAGAUCGCCGCAGUGGGGACGUGGAUGGGCGACUUCGUCACCGCUUGGAUGGUGACAGACAUGAUGCUCCAGGACCAGCACUACCCAGACUGGGGCAAAGCUGCCAGAAGGUUCUGGAAACGAGGCAACAACAGGAUUGUUCUCUUCUGUCACCUCCCCCCCACCCCCCCACCCCCUCCCCUCCCCCGCAGGACGGUGCUCAUCUCUCUGACGUCGGUGGUGGUUCUGGUCAUCAGCACCGACUGGAUCAGCUGGGACAACCUGAACCGGGGCUUCCUGCCCAGCGAUGAGGUCUCCAGGGCCUUUCUGGCCUCCUUCAUCUUGGUCUUCGACCUUCUCAUUGUCAUGCAGGACUGGGAGUUCCCUCACUUCAUGGGCGACCUGGACAUGAAUCUGCCGGGGAUGUCGACGACGCACGUGAAGGUCAAGCUUCCUGUGUGCAAGCACAUCUUUAAGGAGGAGUAUCACAUUCACAUCACAGGAAAGUGGUUCAACUACGGCAUCAUCUUCCUCGUGCUGAUUUUGGACCUCAACAUGUGGAAGAACCAGAUAUUCUACAAGCCCUACGAGUACGGUCAGUACGUCGGCCCCGGCGAGAAGAUCUACACGGUGGAGGAGCCGGAGACGCUCAAGGACUUCAACCACAGCACGCUGACGUUCGAGUGGCGCCGGGCCAACGUCGACCCGGGCACCAACCGCAGCUACGUGGAGCGCGACAUGUUCCUGCACAGCCGCUACACCGGCGCCAGCCUGGACGUCAAGUGCCUGGCCUUCGUGCCCAGCCUGGCCGCCUUCGUCCUCUUCGGCUUCUUCGUCUGGCUCUUCGGCCGCUUCCAGGACAGCGAGGCCUUCACGGAGAGCCAGGACAAGGCGUACGAGCGGAUCAAGAGGAAGUCGCCGUCCGAGCACAGCAAGGAGAUGGGGGCGACGCCGGAGGAGGCGCACGUGAGCAUGAGCGACAGCCUGAGGCGCUCGGCCACGCCCAUGCUCCUGUCGGUGGACGGGCCGCACUGUGGGGCCACGCCCUCCUCCAACUCCACCGUUUCCAUGGAAACGCAGGAGUCUCAUCCGAGCAUAGUGAUUGACAGCGCGGAGGAGGAACCGGCCGUCUCCUUUGACGUCCACAAACUCUCCCCCUGACCCGAUGGACGGCGAGUGACGAUAUAUAUUUUUGUAAAUGCAGUGAUUCUACUAACACAAUGUUUGAAAUACAACACACUCUUAAUCUCUUAACCGACAUGGUGCUGACUUGCAGUUUUCCUCCUCGUAGACUCUGUUCUGGUUCAGAGGAGUAGUUCUACAGCUGCGAUGCUGCAGUCGGGUGGAUGUUCCACCGGCGUCACAGCGACAGUGCCUUGAAAUCUCAGUCUAUAGUACAAUAGGCAACCAAAUAGAAGAUGUCCUGUUAUGGUUUAAUAUAAUAAUAAGCUUAUAUGCUUUUAUAUGGUGGUGUAGCCUCACUCUUUUCAUUUCUUCUGGUGUGAUGUCUCUCUGGCUAGAUUUCUAAACGUAUCGUUCUUGUUGAAGUGACAUGAUUAUGAACAUCAAUGUACUCUGAUGACCUAUUCAUAUCUCCUCACUUGAUAUUAGUUGCAGAGAUAAUAAAUGCAAUCAGCAGAGAUCAAAUAGCGAAGCAAUAAGCCACCUAAUGAUUGCCGUUGUGGCUGCUGCACCUGGGCUGAAUACCAACCGAGUCAGAAAGGUGGUUUUGCCCUUGGCAUAAACAUGCCAUUGAAGUGCAGGGGAGGCUCCUGCUCCAAAGCUCAGGGCUUCUUUAUGUGCAGAUAAACCUUAAAGGUGUUUGAAAGCAGCUCUGCAGACAUGGUACACGCAUAAAAAUAUGCCUUUGAAACAUUCUGAUCUGAAAAAAAAAUCCCUAAUUUUAAAGGCAACUGAAACCUGCAGCAUUUACCUUCACAUGCACUUUGAAGGAUCAAUGUAUGUCAUUUUUAUUGCUUUGCGGAUUUUUGGUUAUAUUGUUGUUAUUGUUCCAAAAAGGUGUAAGAAAAUGUUAUUACUAACUGUUUUAUUCAAUUCAAUGAAACUGCAGAUGCUCGCGACCAAAGACGUCAGAAUAUAUAAUAUUUUAAACACACACUCCCUAAUAUACAGAACUAACUUGUAUUUAAAUUUGAAUGCUACUUAACGUGUAAAUAUAUCGUCUUUAUGUCUAACAUCCAGCUUUUAAAUACACUUUGAUUUGCUUUGAAACCUGCUUUGUUUCGUACUAUCAGGAGAGACAGACUGUAUGGAGGCUGGCGGCUGACACAAGUUAGUCAUUCAUAAAGAUGUAAUUAUGUCUCGCUGCGUUCACAUUUAGUUUUCAUUUCUUGACUUCAAAGACAAGUGUUUACAUUUUAGAUGGACCUAAACCUGAUCCGCAGCAGAUUCAGUAGUCUGACUGGCCUGCUGACAUAACGCAGUGUCUUUACAUUCAUAAUGAAGAUUGUUAAAGGAGGAAACACUCUGCGUUAAUGUGCCUUUCAGUGUGUAUUAGCCUUUUUACAGUGUGUAGAUGAGUUCAUUAUUCAUGGGUUUCAUAUUUUUAUCAAUAUUUUUUUCUGUGGCAUUCUCCAGACUCCAUGCAGGAGUUCCCUGUAGUGUGUGCGUGUGUGUGUGUAUUUUCUAUGUGACGGUGCCUGUUCUGUCAUUUUAUUUAUCCUUGUUCCUCUAAUCAUCCUUUCAUAUGUUACAGCUCCAUGAAGCCAGUAGAACUUAGCAUUUGACCAAAGGACAGAACCUCAGAACCAGCAUGGUGCGCUGUGUUGUGUUUCAUUUAAAAGUGAGGCUUCUGCUCUGUGUUGUUGUCACUGUGUCCUUCUGAAAAUGCCACAUUUCGCUUCCUUUCAGCGUUUGCUCAGUGUCCACUUCUUCUGUUACCAAUAAACUACUGCUUUUGUUAUA
This is a messenger RNA of Betta splendens (Siamese fighting fish), 3733 nucleotides long. It is a transcript of the gene tmem117, whose product is annotated as transmembrane protein 117. Lineage: Eukaryota; Metazoa; Chordata; Actinopteri; Anabantiformes; Osphronemidae. The transcript has 8 exons. The record is from RefSeq and is a predicted model, not a curated record. The coding region runs from base 344 to 1969 and encodes 541 amino acids. Gene Ontology annotation, biological process: intrinsic apoptotic signaling pathway in response to endoplasmic reticulum stress.